AAGUAACUACUGUAUCUUCUUCCUGUCUUAAAGUAUAGCACGAGAGAUUCACAGAAUAUUUACGGAUAUGGGACCUAGGAAAACUAAAGAUGAUGGAGAAGAAGUUACUCUAAUGUACUCCAAGCAUGAGAAAAUACAAAUGAAAGAUUUCAGCGCAGAAAUAAGAGCGACCCUGGACAUCGCCCACUUCCUGAACCAGGCAGUGUUGCUACUGGACCUGACAGAGACGAACCUGGAAUGCGUCGUGGAGCUAAUGCUACACAAAAUGCUGGACGCCGAGGAACCGCAGUGUACUGUUGCCGAAGCCAAGUCACUUCUCUUCACAAGUGACUCAGCCUUACAUCUACUGUCACGUACUAUACAGGGAGCAUGCAGCACCGAAGGAGGCACUAAUUUUGAUUAUGACCAGUCUUGGAUAUGUGCUCUUUGUAAUCUGCCAACACUCCAACGCAGACGAGUUGCAAUCACUCGCCUCAAACACCCUGCAAACUUUGGACGUACGAGCUAUGAAGUAAGACUCUUUGUUCUUGUGAUAUGUCCCAGCAAGGAGAAAGGGACCAAGAAUGCUGUGGAAAUGGGAAGGACAUUUUCAACAAUACUGGCAGACAUAAAUUUCAGGCAGAAACUGAUAGAAGCUCAUACUGAAGAGGAGUUCAAACAGCUUAUUCUGAAACAGACUCAUCAGCUUGCAUAUGAGCAAAGCAAAGCUGAGAAAAGAUGUGAUGAUGAUAAUGGUGAUGGACAAGACUAUGAAUACGAAGAAAAACUCUGUCAAUUUGGAAGAGGAAUUCGUGGUGAUAUCUUCCGUCGGCUUCCUCAUUACAUAUCUGAUUAUCGUGAUGGGUUUAUGGAUACUCGUACAAUUCACAAGAUCAUUUCCACAACUAUGUUCCUCUACUUUGCUUGCGUUUUGCCAGCCAUUGCAUUCGGUGUCCUUAAUGAUCAUAAUACAGAAGGAAAAAUUGAUGUGAAGAAGGUGAUUGCUGGUCAAACCAUAGGAGGUAUUUUUUAUGUUGUGUUUAGUGGACAGCCAUUAUUGAUUCUUCUUACUACAGCACCACUUGCAUUGUAUAUAAAGAUUAUUCACAUUAUCUCUGAAGACUUUGACUUAGACUUCUUUGCUGUAUACUGCUGUGUUGGACUGUGGAACAGCUUAUUCUUGGUCAUCUAUGCAUUGUUUGAUGUGUCUCGAAUUAUGCACUGGUCUACAAGAUCAACUGAAGAGAUUUUCGCAUUUUUCAUUUCAAUUGCCUUCUGUGUAGAUGCAUCAGGAGAUACAAUUAAGAGUUUCAAACAGUAUUAUUAUUCACCAGUUUGUAAAGGAAAUAUAUCAUCAGAAAGAUUCAAUAUCUCUGCUUCCACUUUAUCAUUACCUUGCAGUCGAGAAAGUAGCAUUCUCUUUCUACUGCUGAUGCUGGGAACACUGUGGCUAAGUGUCUCUAUCUACAACUUUAACAAAACCCCCUACCUGCAAGCCAGUAAACGAGAAGCUUUGGCUGAUUAUUCUCUUCCUAUGGCUGUCAUCACUGUCAGCUUUAUUGGGUCUUACUUCUUCGGUGAUGUAGAAUUGGAGCGCUUUCAGUACAGUGAGAGGCCUGUGUUCAACAUUUCUCAACUCCAGAAAUUGUCAACCAAAGCUGUACUUGGUUCGGGGAUUCUUGGCUUUGCUUUGUCUGUCCUCUUCUUUAUGGAUCAAAACAUCACUAGUGCCAUGGUUAACAAUCCCUGUAACAAGCUUAAGAAGGGGCCAGCAUAUCAUUUGGAUCUAUUUGUGGUUGCAAUUCUGAAUGCUGCUUUGUCCAUCUUUGGUUUACCGUGGAUGCAUGCUACCUUGCCCCAUUCUCCUCUUCAUGUUCGAGGUCUGGCAGAUGUAGAAGAACGUGUUGAUCAAGGACAUGUAUAUGAAAUAAUUGUGAAAGUGAGAGAGACACGAUUGACUGGGCUAUUUUCACACAUCCUCAUUGGUCUGUCCAUGUUCUUACUUCCAUACCCUUUGGCUUACAUACCAACUGCUGUUCUGGAUGGUUUGUUCCUUUACAUGGCAGUUACAGCCCUCAAUGGUAACCAGAUGUUCGAAAGAAUAACUCUUCUCUUUAUGGAACAGGCUGCUUACCCUCCAAAUCAUUACAUUCGCAGAGUACCACAAAGAAAAAUACAUGCAUUUACAGCAUUCCAAGUAUUUCAGUUGAUUGUGAUGUGUGUGUUUGGUUAUGCUCCAGUGGUGUAUCUCAAGAUGAUUUUCCCGUUCAUCAUACUAUUCCUAUUACCAGUAAGCCUUGGAACUGAAAAUGUAGAAGACUCCAGGCAUCGCCUGGUACCAAUGUUCAUUGAAGACAGAUAUCUGGAAGCUCUGGAUGGAGAACAUCAAUAAUUCACAACUUACACUGAAACAUUUAUUCAUACAAUAUUGAAGAAAAUCUUGUUUUCUGUAUUCAUUUUUUCAGGGGUUUAAAUUUUUCAUUGUCUUGAAUUUAAUUCAUAUAUUUCUAUAGAUUUCUGAUGUUACACACCUCAGAUACAAAUAAUAUAUUUCAUUGUGUAUGACCUCAAGAAAUAUGCAAGUAAUCAGCAAAAAUGUCAUGAAACAUAAUACAUGUUUACAUUUGAGGUUCUCAUAGUGGUUGGUAUGGAGAGUUAUAUAUCUUGGGAUAAAUGUUGUGCAGUCCGGUGAAAGUCAACUGAUAUUUCAGAGGAAUAUAUCACCUCCAUUUUCAAGGUCGAAAAAUAAGUCAAACAAGAGACUAAUAUGAAGCAAGCAGAACUCUGUUGUUUCAUUUCUGGAGAAAAUCAUGAAAAUCACGGCAGUAGUUUGCAGUAUCCUGACCGAGAUUUGAACCAGGCACUUCCAGAGUAUAGAAGUGAUAUUGUUUGAUGAUAGGUUAUUCUUUGUCUUUUAUACAGCAGCUGAAUAGAACAUAAAUACAUACAUACAUACUCAUUCUAUAUCCAGUGGUUUGUGAAUAUACUUCUCAACCUGUAUCUGCCUCUGCUUGAGUUUGAAAUAAAUGAACAUGAACAUACAUAUAUUUCACAUUUCACAAGUCUAGUGUCUAGUGUAGCCUGAUCACUCAGUGCUAUAUUUUUUAUAACAGUGUGACCUAUGGUUCAGGUCAAGUGAAGGAGCCUGCACUGGCUGUGUACUUCACGUGAAACACAUUUUUGACUUCACAAGAAGCAUAUAAACCAGAGUGGCAUACAUUCACCACAAAAUAAUAUGUGUUAGUAAAUUAACAUUUUUCACUUCACUGUAAUUAUGUUGACAGAUCAUCAGUAACAAUAAUCACAGAAUGAAGCUUAAUUACCUGCUAAUGCAGUAAACAAGAGAAUAUUGCUUCUUGUGGUGCAUGUGGCUGAGUGAAUAAGUUCCUAAGUGGAGAGUGUACAGAAAGACAUGAAACUGUAGUGUGCAAAACCAUGUAAAAAUUCAUAAUGGUAGAAAAUAAUGCAGUCAGUUUUGUUAAUUCCGGAUUCCUGUUAUUAAUGAUGAAAUGAAAGUAAUGGUAGUACACAGCAUAUUUAAAUGGUUUUCUCAGAAUGAAAAAAAUUAUAAAGAGUUCCUUUCUGCAUUGACCUAUUCUAGAAGUGAUGCAAAAAAGGGGGGUAGCAAAAUUUUCUUACUAUAAGCCCAUGAUUAUAAGAACAUCUAUCAAAACAGUUUUCAUCAACAUAUAUUAUUGCCAUAUAGUCUUACACCAAUUAUGAAUAUAUCCACUCUCUGAAACCCACAGACAUUUCUAGACACAUCAAAAGACUGGCAUGGUACAUAACCAUUCUGUUAUCAUAUAAAGACCUGUUUUAUAAAUGAUGGCAUAUGUUUCUCAAAAUCAGCAUGAAAACUAAUAAAAUGUCUGAAAAGGGUACCUGUACUUACACAGGAGCACAAAAUUAUGUACUUAGACAUGAUGGUUUAAAAAUUGCCUAUGUAGAUAAAUGGACUCAUUUGAGUUUUUUUUAAGACAGUAGCACAAGAAAUGUAUCAGGUACAAACCAUAUUAUGACUCACUGCAGAACUGAAUUCUUAAAUUCAGAAAACCCUGGCAGAAAAUGAGGGCAAACAAAAUUAGAUGCCAUACACUGAAGGUUCUCGAAAGCUUUGAUAAGAACUCUACAAGUUUCAAGAAAUAUCAGGAUGAUAAAUUCCUUUGAAACUAAAAAUUCUGACAACUGGUAUAGGAAUUUCCAUUCACAGGAAGUGUAAUGUUCAGCCAUCUUCACUCUCACAGGGAUAGGUCCCCAAUUUUUAUUGCUUUCAUAAUUUUGGCUCCAGUCAAGUUAAUCAGGGUUCAAAAUCACUUCACUCCAUUCUUGUAAAGAUCCUAAAAUAUCCAGCAUUCUCUUCAAACUUAUAUCACAUGAAAUAUUUAAGACUAUCCUUCCAACUGCUGCAAACAUGGUAAUGAAAGCCCUACCUGGAAUAUUUCCUAAUAUUUUAAUGCUUUUCCCAUCACUUAUAAGCAUGGACUACUGCAUGAAUUUAUUGAAGAGUGGGAAAUGAAAUGGAAAAUUAUAUUUGUCAAGAUAUUAAUGUGAAUAGCCUCAGAUGCUCGUGUAUGUUUGCCCAGUUUCCACUUGCACUUGAUUAUAUCUGCAAACAGCUCUGGUAUGAUGUAGCAAUUCCAUAUUCCCUAUUUAUUUACCAUAUUUUCCUGCCUUCAUCAUUAUACUUCUAGCAGAUAUACUUUCCUUCUGAAUGAUACUGUAUGGUGAUUUUCCUCUAGUAAUUUAAUUUCUUGUGUUUUAAGUUUAAAGCUUGUGAACAGGUAUAAAGUCAUAAGUUUACCUGGAUGAUUU
Molecule: messenger RNA, 4791 nt
Organism: Cryptotermes secundus
Lineage: Eukaryota; Metazoa; Arthropoda; Insecta; Blattodea; Kalotermitidae
Product: sodium bicarbonate transporter-like protein 11
Exons: 17
Coding region: 68-2371 (767 amino acids)
Biological process (GO): monoatomic anion transport; monoatomic ion homeostasis; transmembrane transport
Cellular component (GO): basolateral plasma membrane; plasma membrane
Molecular function (GO): solute:inorganic anion antiporter activity
Source: RefSeq, a predicted model, not a curated record